UGGAUGACUAGGGCUAAUUCUGGCCUCCUAAUCCUGGUCCCAUCUACCCUCCCCCUCUUCCUGCUUGCUAACUCCACUGCGGCAGUAAGGAGCAAUUGACGCCCAGGUAGACAUAACUAUCUCAUACACACACACCGCUUAACCCACUCAAGUUUACUGAGGAGGAACAGGGGGAAAAAGAUACAGACCUGCCGGUACCUUUCUGGAUAGCUAACCUGGGCGACCUGGAUAGCUAACACACCUGUGUGAGCCUCACUGGAGAAUGUAGCUGCGGCCCUUAAGCCAAGCCACAGGAAACACGCCACCAUGGGAGAAGCUCAAAAGCAGGGCUUACUCUCUGUCAUUGAGAAACUGAAGGGAUCCACAGAACAGGAGGUCAGGAUAGUGCUUCUGGGGUUGGACAAUGCCGGUAAGACCACCCUGCUGAAGAGCCUCGCCUCUGAGGACGUGAACACCAUCACACCUACACAGGGCUUCAACAUAAAGAGUGUCGCCUCUCAUGGUAUGAAACUCAAUGUCUGGGACAUUGGAGGACAGAGGAAGAUCAGGCCCUUCUGGAAAAAGUACCUGGAGAACACAGACCUGUUGAUUUAUGUUAUUGACAGUGCAGACAAGAAGCGGUUUGAGGAGACGGGACUGGAGCUGUCCGAGCUGAUUGACGAGGAGAAUCUAAAGGGCGUUCCGGUGCUCAUCUUUGCCAAUAAGCAGGAUCUGGCCACAGCAUCACCGGCCAGUGAGAUUGCCGAGGGACUCAAUCUGCAUACGUACCGAGAUCGUGAGUGGCAGAUUCAGGCCUGCUCAGCUGUGUCUGGGGAGGGAGUCCAGGAUGGCAUGAACUGGAUUUGCAACAACAUUGUGAAUAAGAAGAAGAAGUGAACCAGCAUCCCAAACAACACCAUUAUUUUCACACAAGGGAUUGAAAAAAAUAUCUCACCUCAUUUAAUGUCAACACACCUCACCUAUGACUGAUCCUUGACCCCCUAACAGAUUUGAAUGAUAAUUUUGUUUUUACAAUUUGUGUCAUUUUUAUGAAUAUUUUGCAAAUGUAGCAAAUUUAAAGAAAUGUUUGAACUACAAUAAGUGAAUUAGACACUUAUUAAUCACUGUACUGUCCUCAAAAUGUAUGUUUUUGAUCCCCUUAUCCCAAGGAUCCUUUGUCUGGUGAAUCUGUGUGCUUUCCUGAAUACUGAAAAAAACCAAGAUGAGUGUGUAGCCAUGUAGAACUGUUGGGGUUUGUCAGUUACACAGACUCCAGUUCAGAGUGAGUGUAAAAUAUGUGUGUUGAGAUUUUUGACAAUAAAAUCCUUAGCCAUUUCUGCUA
Molecule: messenger RNA, 1321 nt
Organism: Thunnus maccoyii (southern bluefin tuna)
Lineage: Eukaryota; Metazoa; Chordata; Actinopteri; Scombriformes; Scombridae
Gene: arl3l1
Product: ADP ribosylation factor like GTPase 3, like 1
Exons: 6
Coding region: 307-876 (189 amino acids)
Biological process (GO): cilium assembly
Cellular component (GO): microtubule cytoskeleton; cytoplasm
Molecular function (GO): GTPase activity; GTP binding
Source: RefSeq, a predicted model, not a curated record